CUCCCUUUCGCUGUCUGGCCGGCCGUCUCUCGCUCUCUCUUUCUCUCUCUCUCUCUCUCUCCACACUAAACAAAAGAGGGAGAAAGAAAAGCUCACACCACCCAACACCAUAUAGUUACUCCCCCUCCCCCAUCCCCUUGAGCUAGCAGCAGCUAGCCACCACCGCAAAUCCAAGAACCCGCCGCAUCCGCCGCCGCCGACGAGCAGCAGCAGCAGCAGCUGUAGCGGACCGCAGAGCAGCAGGGAGGCCCUCCGCCAUGGGUGCGCCGGCGUACGGCGCCGUGCUCCUCUUAGCCCUCGCGCUGGCCGUGGCCGCCGCCGAGACGGCCCGGCCGGAGCAACCCACAUUGCCCGCCGCCGGCGGUGGCGCCGGCGGUGGCGACGGGGCGGUGACCGCGUCCGUCGUCAACGCGUCCGGGGCGGGGGUGAACUCCAACUCGGUGCUGGUGGCGCUGCUGGACUCGCACUACACGGAGCUGGCGGAGCUGGUGGAGAAGGCGCUGCUGCUGCAGACGCUGGAGGACGCCGUGGGGCGGCACAACGUCACCAUCUUCGCGCCCCGGAACGAGGCGCUGGAGCGGGACCUCGACCCGGAGUUCAAGCGCUUCCUGCUGGAGCCCCGCAACCUGAGGUCGCUCCAGACGCUGCUGCUCUUCCACGUCCUCCCCGCGCGCCACCCGGCGGGGUCGUGGCCGGCCGCGUCCCACCCCACCCUCUCCGGCGAGGACGUCGAGCUCGCCGCCGGGGCCAACGGGUCCAUGCGCGUCGCCCACGCCGCCGUCACCCGCCCCGACGCCGUGCUCCGGCCCGACGGCGUCAUCCACGGCAUCGAGCGCCUCCUCGUCCCCCGCUCCGUGCAGGAGGACUUCAACCGCCGCCGCAGCCUCGCCGCGAUCUCGGCCGUGCUCCCCACCGGCGCGCCCGAGGUCGACCCCAGGACGCACCGGCUCAAGAAGCCCGCCCCGCCCGUGCUCCCCGGCGCGCCCCCCGUGCUCCCCGUGUGGGACGCCAUGGCCCCCGGCCCGUCCAUCGCCCCCGCGCCCGCGCCCGGCCCGGGCAACGGGAAGCACCACUUCGACGGGCACAGCCAGGUCAAGGACUUCAUCCAGACCCUGGUCCUCUACGGCGGGUACAACGAGCUGGCCGACAUCCUGGUGAACCUCACCUCGCUGGCCACCGAGAUGGGGCGGCUGGUGUCGGAGGGGUACGUGCUGACCGUGCUGGCGCCCAACGACGAGGCCAUGGCGCGGCUGACCACGGACCAGCUGAGCGAGCCCGGGUCGCCGGAGAACAUCCUCUACUACCACAUGAUCCCGGAGUACCAGACGGAGGAGAGCAUGUACAACGCCGUCCGCCGGUUCGGCAAGGUGCGGUACGACACGCUGCGGCUGCCGCACAAGGUGGUGGCGAGGGAGGCCGACGGCUCCGUCAAGUUCGGCCAGGGCGAGGGCUCCGCCUACCUCUUCGACCCGGACAUCUACACGGACGGCAGGAUCUCGGUGCAGGGCAUCGACGCCGUGCUGCUCCCGGAGGACGACAAGAAGCCGGCCACGCCGGUCUCCACCCCGGAGAGGAAGGCGCCCGCCGUCACCGGCUCCAGGAAGAGCAAGCUCCGGCGAGGCAAGCUGUUGGAGGCAACGUGCAGAAUGGCUGGCGUCUUGGGUCAGCGAUCGCGAUUAGCGAGCUGCCAGUAGAAGAAGGAAGGAUGGAGGAAGAUUUGAUCUCAUGAUUGGUUGACACCGAAACACGGCCCGGAACGAGGUGACGGCGGGGCUGUGCUCUACACUUGCCUGAAGCCAGCCGUCCAUGAUAUUGUUUGCUGUUCUGUUCUUUUUUUGUUUAUUACUAUUAUACUACUGUGGAAUAAUGGCGGGGAAUGUAAAACUGGUGGUUGUUGGUGUGUCCAAGGAAGAAGAAGAAAUUGUUUAUACUCGAA
Hordeum vulgare subsp. vulgare (domesticated barley) is the source of this 1936-nucleotide messenger RNA. RefSeq names its product fasciclin-like arabinogalactan protein 16. Lineage: Eukaryota; Viridiplantae; Streptophyta; Magnoliopsida; Poales; Poaceae. The transcript has 2 exons. The record is from RefSeq and is a predicted model, not a curated record. The coding region runs from base 258 to 1694 and encodes 478 amino acids.